AUGCUCAUCACCACACAGAUUGUACCUUCUACCAUGCUUCUCCCAAGUCGUUUGAGGAAGCGCUUGAAUGUGGACUCGCCGAGCUUCACUCCUUCUUCUCUUGCUGCAAACGGCAAUGCCCCAGUAUCUAAAGCUCUAACAUUGUCGCCGCGGACGGCCAGUGCUGCUCCAUUCAAGCCUAAGAGCAUAACGCCCGUCUCCAGUGUGGCUUCUUUUUCCAGCUCACCAGCUUCGAAGCCGUAUAAUCCCAGCGCUCCAGAUUGGGUGAGCGGAGAGCCUCAAGAAUUCCUUCCUCAAGGCUUCAAUAAUCUUUCUCUUGACAAUGGGUCCGAAUUCUCACAGAAUGACGUUUUUGGGAGCGUUCACGACUCUGCGAGCACAGGGGCCCUUACUAGUGUCGAAUCUCAGCAGAAUAGCUACCAUUUUGGUUCUGGCAUUAACGGAACGCAACAAGCGUCAUAUAUGCCCAGCGCUUCAACCUCAUCGCAAUUGCUCCAACAUCAUUUGUACGCUCCUCUUGAGCCCUAUGCUGCAAAUAUCAAACCCUUUCAAAGAACCGCAAAGGACAUCUUCAUUCCCGAGGAUGUACGACUUAAGCUUCAAAAGAAGAAUGAGGCAAGCCUAAGGAGCUUUCCUAAUUCACAGCUUCCUAACGUUGAGUAUUUCCAUACUCUGACACCAAUAGAACCUUUCUACAGCCGCAAUAACAUCCCAGCUACGAAUCCUAGUACAGUGUUCAAAGCCGUCUCUGAUCAAGACGGAAAGACGUAUUCCUUGAGACGCUUACAUGACUGCCCUCUGUCUAGAGAUUCCGAGGCUGCACUUGCUGUUCCGUCACUGAGGUCGAAGUGGUCUCGUGUUCACAAUGGUAAUGUCGUGACGACUCAUCUUGCCUUCAAUACUCAAGUCUUUGGUGACACCUCAAUCAUCGUUGUUUCGGACUUCUACCCAGAUUCUGUAACGCUCCGGGACAAACAUUCGCCUUCCAACCUAAGGAAUCCAAGCCGGAACUUUGGUUCGCAAAUUUCAGAACAGCUUCUCUGGAACUAUUUCGUACAAAUCGCGAACGCACUAAAAGCCAUACACUCGGCAGGACUAGCCGCGCGAUCCAUGGACGCAAGAAAGUGGCUUGUGACGGACGAAGCUCGAAUUCGCUUCAACGCCUGCGGUUUAUCAGAUAUUCUAGACCCUACCUCGAUGCCUCUGGAGGAGCUUCAGAGACUUGACCUGCAAAAUCUCGGUAAACUUGUUCUCACACUAGGCACUACCAGUGCACCCGCCAAGACUCGCCCCCUUGACCAUUUCGCGAGGACGUAUUCUUCGCGGCUGAGGAGCACUAUCGAUUACCUUCAGCAACUGGGCGCAUCAGCGGACAGCGCUGGCACCAUUGACGAUGUCUGUAGUAUCAUUGCUACAGAGUCAAUCGAGGCUUUCGACGCAUCACUUCGCCUAAGCGACCUGCAAGAGUACACUCUUAAUGGACAGCUUGAGAAUGGAAGACUGUUCCGUCUUAUUUGCAAGCUGAAUACGAUCAACGAGAGGCCAGAAUAUGAAAGCGACACCGCUUGGAGGGAUCAGGGUCAAAAGGCGGCACUGAAACUGUUUCGAGAUUAUGUAUUUCAUCAGGUCGACACUAACGGCAACCCUGUACUCGACAUGGGGCAUAUGUUGGCAUGCCUGAACAAGUUGGAUGUCGGUGUCGACGAAAAAAUCACGUUGGUGACGAGAAAUGAACAGACUGCCCUGGUGGUCAGUUAUAGGGAACUUAAAGCGGCAGUGGAAGGAUCUUGGGGAGACUUGGUGAGAAGGAGCGGAAGUUGA
Messenger RNA from Bacidia gigantensis, 1821 nucleotides. RefSeq lists its product as uncharacterized. Gene Ontology annotation, cellular component: PAN complex; P-body. The transcript has 7 exons. Gene Ontology annotation, molecular function: poly(A) binding. Lineage: Eukaryota; Fungi; Ascomycota; Lecanoromycetes; Lecanorales; Ramalinaceae. Gene Ontology annotation, biological process: nuclear-transcribed mRNA poly(A) tail shortening; mRNA processing. The record is from RefSeq and is a predicted model, not a curated record. Bases 1 to 1821 code for a protein of 606 amino acids.